Lactuca virosa is the source of this 2688-nucleotide messenger RNA. NCBI's taxonomy places the organism in Eukaryota, Viridiplantae, Streptophyta, Magnoliopsida, Asterales, Asteraceae. The record is from the annotation of a GenBank genome assembly.
AUGGCCGACGCUUUAGUUACUGUUGUUGCCGAGGCGAUUCUGAAAAAGGUGGCAUCCAUAGCUGCCAACGAAAUCGGCAUUGUUUGGGGUUACAAAGAGAAGUUGCACACGCUUGAAGGGACCUUGAAAAUGAUCCGUGCCAAGUUACAGGAUGCAGAGAAUGAAAAAGGUAAAAAACAUGGGGUGAUGGAGUGGCUGAAACAGCUAAAAGAUGUUGUUGGUGAAGCUGAUGAUGUGAUGGAUGAGGUUCACUACGAAAUGUUGAGGCGUGAGGUAAAGAAUCGAGAUCAGGUAAGAAUAAAGGCACCCUCUCUUCCAAGCUUGAAAAAGUUUUUAUUUCGUAGAGAACUGGGUCAUAAAAUCAAAAACAUUAACGAAAAGUUGUCUCAAAUCAAUAAGGAUGCAAACGACUUGGGACUACAAAAUGAACAGCCUGGCCCUGUUGUUCCAUAUCGUCCAUAUCCGGAGACUGUCCCAAAUUUAGACGAAUUCAAAAUUGUUGGGAGGGAGGAUGAAGAAGAGCGCAUCAUACACCUAUUAACCGAGUCAAGAAAAGAAGAAAAGCUUACGAUUGUUCCCAUUACGGGAAUGGGCGGGAUGGGGAAGACCACUCUGGCUAAGUCCGUAUACAAUAAUAUAAAAAUCCAGCAAUAUUUUGAUGUGAAAGCUUGGUUGUGUGUGUCUGUUAAGGUUGACAUCAACACACUUCUGGCAAAGAUCUAUGAAUCUGUGGCAGGAGAGAAACCUAAGUCUGUUGAAAUGGCCAAUUUAAUUAUCUCUCUUGAAGAGAAGUUGGGUUCAAAAAGAUAUUUGUUAGUUCUGGAUGACGUUUGGGAUGAAGGGAGAUCACACUGGGAAGAAUUUAAGAGGCAUAUGAUGAUGAUAAAGUCACAAAUUGGAAGUGGCGUUAUUGUCACUACCCGAAAACUUGACAUAGGAACAAAGGCUAUGACAAUGGAUUCAUGUCCUUUAAAAGGUCUUUCUGAUGAUCAUUGUUGGAAUAUCUUUAAAGAGAGGGCCUUUCUAGCAGGACAAUCACCACCACCCGAAUUGGAGAAGAUAGGACAUGAUAUUGUGGAAAAGUGUCGUGGUUUGCCGUUGCUAGUAAAGGUAAUAGGAGGGGUGUUGCAAAAUUACAGUGACCCAAAGAAGUGGUUGGCGAUCAGAAAUAGCAAAGUUUGGGAUCUAGAAGAUGAAACGGAGAGAGUUCAAAAGAGUUUGGAACUUAGCUUAGAUAAUCUGCCUAGACGUUCUAUAGCCAAACAAUGUUUUGCAUCUUGUUCAAUCUUUAAGAAAGAUAAGGUCAUGAAAAGGAAAAAACUGGUCCAACUUUGGAUGGCUUUAGGGUUGAUUCAAGCAGAUGAGGAAAGAAACAAGGAGAUGGAGGAUGUGGGGAAUGAUAUUUUUCAAAUUUUGGUCAGCAAUUCGUUGUUCCAAGAUGUUAGAAGGGAUGAGGAUGGUCACAUCACUCAUUGUAGCAUGCAUGAUCUGGUGCAUGAUCUUUCAUUAUUACUUUCCAAUUUUGAAAGCAAAUGUUUGGUGGGUGUGAUGAAUGAUGACUUUUGCCAAGAAAAUACCAACGUUUUCUUUCUCAUUGAAAGUAUAAUGACGGCUCGAACUUUGCGUACGUGCUUCUUCUUCAGGGAGGUUGAAAAGAAUGUUUCAUUUCAACAAUUCAAGAGCAUGCGUAUCCUAAUACUUGAAAGAUCUGGAAUAAAGAAGAUAGACGAUUCAAUUGGAGGGUUGGUGCAUCUCAGGUAUCUUGAUUUGUCAUAUACAAGGAUCCGUGUUCUUCCUGAAUCUAUUGGUAACUUGUACCACUUGCAAACUCUGAAGUUGCAAUAUUGCUAUCAUCUUAACAAGUUUCCAGAAUCCAUGAGAAAUUUGAUAAGCCUGCGAUAUUGUAAAUCUGUUGGAAGCAUUCCCAACAAUAUCGUGGGACAAUUGACUUCUCUUCGAACAUUAAUGCCUAAUUCCUUCAGUGUGCUUAGAAAUAAGGAACACGGUAUUAAAGAGCUAAGCCGUUUGAAACACCUCAGUGGAAAGCUCUGUAUUUCCAAUCUAGAAUAUGUCAGGAGCAAAGAGGAUGCAGUCAUGGCAGAUUUAUCUGGUAAAAAAAAUUUAAACGAGAUUGAAUUCGAAUGGAAUACAAGUUAUGGAAACGACAAGGAAGUAUUGGAAGGCUUGCAACCGCCUGGAGAUGUGAAAAUAUUGACAAUUACAAGUUUUUCUGGUGAUAAUUUUCCAGAAUGGGUAAUGAAGAUGGCAGUCAAUAUUGAUGGGAAAGAGACGCCCCUUGACAAGCUCGUGUCAGUCACAUUAUCUGACUGUAGGAGAUGCCUCUCUCUUCCGACGCUUGAGCACCUACCACAUCUUCUGGAUCUUGAGUUGAUUAAUAUGGACAACUUGACAUGCUUAAGGAGUUCCGAUGUUACUGGAUCUACCAAGCCUUUGUCUCCUUCCUUGAGAUCGCUCCGACUAGAAUGCAUGAAAAGGCUGGAAAAGUGGAUAGAUGGAGCACCCAACAGCUCAAAAAUGAUAUCGCCUGUCCUCCAGAGCUUGGAUAUCGAGAAUUGCCCGAAUAUUAUUCUCUUAGAUGAAUGCCAUCCCCAUCCUCUUGUUUCCUUAGAGAUUAUUAACUGGUGUCCAUUAAGAGCAUACAAGGCCUCACAUCUCUUAAAAAUUUAA